Gekko japonicus is the source of this 984-nucleotide messenger RNA. It is a transcript of the gene NEIL2, whose product is annotated as nei like DNA glycosylase 2. Gene Ontology annotation, molecular function: DNA-(apurinic or apyrimidinic site) endonuclease activity; damaged DNA binding; zinc ion binding. Gene Ontology annotation, biological process: base-excision repair. The transcript is spliced from 4 exons. Gene Ontology annotation, cellular component: nucleus. The record is from RefSeq and is a predicted model, not a curated record. Lineage: Eukaryota; Metazoa; Chordata; Lepidosauria; Squamata; Gekkonidae. Bases 1 to 984 code for a protein of 327 amino acids.
AUGCCAGAAGGUCCGUCUGUAAAGAGGUUCCAGUUACGCUGCUCUCCCUUUGUGGGUCAGACAGUGACCAAAGUGGAAGGACGUACUAGGCAGAUGAACCCUGAUGAACUGAAGUCGCUUACGCUGUGCGACACUCAGGUCCAUGGGAAGAACUUAUUCCUGGCAUUUGGCACCAUUCAGGAAGUGGCACCCUGCAGUGACAGCGCUUCUCCAGGACCAUCUGAAUGCAGGCCAUCUGUUCCAGGAACAGCCACUAGUGGGGACAAUACCCUUCCCUUGGAAGGAAAUGCUCACCACCCACAGUGCCAUCUACUGGAGGAGCCUGAAGUUGAUGAUUUGCCACUGCUUACAGAAAAUGCUGCUAGGCAGCCCAGGAAAUGGCUACGCUUCCAUUUUGGUCUGUAUGGCAGCAUCCGAGCCAAUGAGUUUGCAAGGGCCAGUAAGGCAAACAAAAGAGGGGACUGGAGAGAUCCAACUCCAAGGCUGACCCUGCACUUCGACAGAGGGGGCUUCCUUGUCUUUUACAGCUGCCGAAUUUUCCAGUGUUCUUCUCCCACUGCCCAGCCAGCUACUGACAUCCUGAGCCCAGAGUUCGAUCGGGAGCAAGCGCUGGAGGCCCUUUGUAAAGCCACCCCUGUGUGCCAUACUCUCCUGGACCAAAGACAUUUCUCAGGGCUGGGGAACAUAAUUAAGAAUGAAGUUCUGUAUCUGGCAAAGAUCCACCCACUUUCCCUUGGCUCUCUCUUGCCACCCUCUGCACUCAAAUCCUUGCUUGAUCAUGCCAUUCAGUUCAGCUUGGAGUGGCUCAACAGCAAGCUACAGGGACGUGGGCUACGCCCACAGAUCUACGGGAAAGACAAGUGUCCCGCGGGGCAUGAGGUGAUGAAGGGAACCUUUGGGCCUGUGGAUGGCUUGAAGAGACUUACCUGGUGGUGUUGUCAGUGCCAGCUUGAAGUACUACCAGAAGAGAUUCAUGGCAACUGA